Messenger RNA from Papaver somniferum (opium poppy), 990 nucleotides. Its product is annotated as cilia- and flagella-associated protein 251-like. NCBI's taxonomy places the organism in Eukaryota, Viridiplantae, Streptophyta, Magnoliopsida, Ranunculales, Papaveraceae. The coding region runs from base 1 to 990 and encodes 329 amino acids. The record is from RefSeq and is a predicted model, not a curated record. The transcript has 3 exons.
AUGUUUAGGAGAUCACCAAGAAUAAGUAAGAAUAAUGAAGAUCAAAUUGUCUCGCAAGAGAGUAAGCAAGAUAAAGAAACAAAACGAAAUGCGAAGAACAAUAAAAUGACAGUUGAAAAAGAGGCAACAAGAAAGAGGAAGAACAAGAGUGCAAAUGAAGAAACACAAAGAAAGGUGAAACACAAGAAGACAGUUGAGGAAAAACCAGAAGAGUCGGAAUCAGAAUCCGAAGAAGAAGGACAAGAAGAAUCAGACGAAGAUGAUGAUGAAGAGCCUGAAGAAGAGGAAAAAGAAGCUGAAAAGGAAAAACAGAAGAAAGUCAUCAAAGGAAAUGCAAAGAACAAGAAAGAGACAACAAAAAAGAGGAAGAACAACAAUACAAAUAAAGAAGCGCAACAAAAUUUAAAGUUGAAACUCAGGAAGAUAGCUGAGGAAAAAUCUGAAUCACAAUCCAAAGAAGAAGCGCAAGCAGAAUCAGAUGAAGAUGAUAAAGAGUCGGAAGAAGAGGAAAAACAAGCAAAAAAUAGCAAACUGAAGAAAGUCAUCAAAGGCAGGUCAAAAGAGAAAGAUAAAAAAUUCAACGAAGAAGCAAAAGAGAAGGUGAAAAACAAGAAGGUAAUUAAGGAAGAUUCAGAAGAAAAGGAAUCAGAAUCAGAUGAAGAAGAGAAAGAACAAUCAGAUGAAGAUGAUCAAGAGUCAUCGUCGGAAGAAGAGGAAGAGAAAGAUGAAGUUACAAAAAAGGGCAAACCAGAUAAAGAGCUCAAAGGCAAGUCAAGAGCAAAAGAAAAGAAAUUCAAAGGAGGUCUCCAACCAUUGGCGGACAUGGGGAUUUUUCUAUGCAAACUGUUUGAGGGAGGUAAUAAGAAGAAACAGAUACUUGCGCAAGCACUAAAGAACUGUCCGUUCUGGGAGAUAAUUAAACCAUUCUACGUAACAGACAAAAGUCAAAUAAGUGUUAAAUGGUUGAAGAAGAUUAAUCUUGCAAUCUAG